AUGGCUGACGAACCCCCCGCUGUCCUGCGGCAGGCCGACCCGAACAUCUACAAGACGGCCACCCGCGCGGCGCAGCUGCAGUCCGUGAAGCCGAUUGUGUCCUACUGGUGCGAUUACUGGGUGCUGAAGCAGAUUCUCGCAAAGGGCCUGCACAACAGCAGUCCCGACAUACUUGAGUACAGCUCGCAUCUGAUGGACAAAAUGGAACAGGCAAGUCUGGGAGAAGAUCGUCAUAGAGAUUCUCGGGAUACUGACUCCAGACAGAUCAAAGCAGAACAUGCUACCGAAGAUGCGAUCCUCGAUGACACGGCUGGCCAGGCCUACGUGGAGCAGUUUGCGCAGGAGACGCUGGACCGGGCGCAACGUGUCGUCCGGGCCAACAAGGUGACAGCAAUGACGGCAAACACAUUUGAUGCCGCCGCUUCGUUCUUCGGCCUGGUCAACAUCUGGGGGUCACCGGAGCAGGAGAACCUGCAGAAAAUCAAGUACGCCAAGUGGAACGCGGCACGAAUUCUGAAGGCCCUCAAGGAAGGCAAAGAUCCAAACGAGUCGAAUCCGCAUCUGGACGAGGAGGAGCCCGGACAGGAGCUGGAGCCGCAAGAGAGCUUGUCGCCUGGCCCCGCAGCGCCAGCAGUCAUGACACCACGACCCGUGACGAUCGAGGACGAGGAAGAAAACGACGGCGAUCUGCAGCUACCCGACGCCCCUUCUGCUGCUGCUCAUAUCGAUGACACGAAUCCGUUACGUCCGUCAGCACCACCGGCGAUACCAUCGGUGCCGUCUUUUGACCCGGCUGACCAGGUCGACGCGCAUGAAUGGGCGGCUCCCACGCCAUCUCCCCCGGCUGUCCAGCCGGAGCCGUACUACCAGCAGCAGCCUCAGGGUUUCUCGUCCGCGCCCUCGGCAGUCACAGGCUUCCCACCGCUAUCACAGCCACGGGCGCCGGCAGCAGCAGCAGCAGUCGAUGAAGCAGCAAUGGCGAUGGCGCAGAAACACGCAAAGUGGGCCAUCUCGGCAUUGAACUUUGAGGACGUCACGACAGCAGUCCGCGAGUUGCACAGAGCGCUGGAAUUUCUGGGUGCUUCCUGA
Molecule: messenger RNA, 1089 nt
Organism: Grosmannia clavigera kw1407
Lineage: Eukaryota; Fungi; Ascomycota; Sordariomycetes; Ophiostomatales; Ophiostomataceae
Product: duf605 domain containing protein
Exons: 3
Coding region: 1-1089 (362 amino acids)
Biological process (GO): late endosome to vacuole transport via multivesicular body sorting pathway
Cellular component (GO): multivesicular body
Source: RefSeq, a predicted model, not a curated record